AUGCCGCGGCCAAAGCGACCGAAGUUGGUUCACACUGUGUCAUCCACCUUACGUAUGACCGAGCAUGGCCCUCCAUCUUCAAUUCAAAAGCGACAACGAAACACUUCUGCCUUAUCGGAACACGCAGCAAAUGCAAGCGACGAUACUGAUGGGUUGGUUCAGCGGAAGGCAGGCUGGACAAAGACAGAUGCGAUAGAGUCGGCUCAGUACACUAUGAGUGGUGCGCUGCGGCCUCACCCGAAUGCUGGUCCGAAGAAGAGCAUGCCAUCUGGAUCGUCAACAAAGGACACAGGUCGCUCAGAUACGCGGACUAGGAGGACUGAAAGUGUAAACACACAGAACCGCACUGGAAGUAGACAAAAACCUGGCGAUUGGGAAACCGCGCCGAUAGCAAUUUCGGACCCUCCGUUGUUGCCGUAUUCUGCUCCAGGCAAGCAAGCUAGCUUGGUAUCCACAUACAACGGCACACCUUUGGCUCAAUCCUCCAUGCUAGGUGCCAUUCAAUUCAAAAAGCGAGCCCGACAGCCUAGCCUACUAGAUCUGGCGCAGACGCAGCCAGACCUUACGUUAGAUUUUGACGAUGAGUUUCCAGACUUCAGGCCAGAUGACGAGUCCACGCCUUUGGUCAAGCCCUUAUCGAACUUAGCCAAUUCAAUACCCUCAGAAGCGCAUCAUUUGGGACCACGAAAGAGAAAAUUUUCAUCAUCUGAAGUUCAGGUUCCAGCAACCCAAUCCCAGCAUCAGGUAGAGUCCUCACUCAGUCUGUCGCCCCCUCGGAACGAAUCUCCUGAUCCACUACCAAGUGAUGCUUUACUACUGGAACCCACAUUACCUCGCUACCGUCAAGUCCGGACACCGUCGCCUUCUCUAGACAGAGAUACUAUAGAACCACCCCUCAGCAGUAGCAGUCCCGUAAAACCCCUACCCAGGAAUACGCGCAAGUCCAGAUCAGAACGUACUGUUACCAAAAGAAUCACUACUGGAAAGGAACAGCGACGCUCGGCUUCUUCACCACCGUCACCUCAGUCAACAACAUCAACGCCCCGUAAGGUGCUGUUACGUAAGAGGCCGCCAGAGCCGAAACCGUUGACUACAGCAACUCUGCAGAACUUGUUACCCCGCAGAAGAUUACUCAAACAGACUCAGAAUCCUUAUGAUGUUCUUAGCAGCAGUGAUGGAGAGAUCGAUCUUACGCAUCUAGGUGAGGAUGAGGACGAACUCUCACUGCACGCCAAGAGCAAAAUUCGCCGAAACAAGUCAAUGCUCAGCAACAACCCCAAACGGAGCUUAGCAGUGAGUAGCAAAGGAAAUCACAGGCUACCAGGUUCGAAAACAAAGCGAGAAUCCAAAACUUACUCGCGAAUCAAUGAUGAUGAAUCGCAUACAGAGGGUGACGAUGCUGGUGGAGAUCUCGAGGGAACGAGUUUUGAGAUUGAUCCCACCAACGGGAAAGCAGUGGCAAAUUUCGACGUGAAAGCGAAGGCAGAGAUGAAGCGCUUAGCGAACAAGUUCAAGGAAGUCGAUGAAUAUACGAUGGAAUUUGAGGAUAUGACAGGGGACGGAAAUUCAAGUCAGAUGAAGGAUGCUAGAUGA
Bacidia gigantensis is the source of this 1593-nucleotide messenger RNA. RefSeq lists its product as uncharacterized. The coding region runs from base 1 to 1593 and encodes 530 amino acids. NCBI's taxonomy places the organism in Eukaryota, Fungi, Ascomycota, Lecanoromycetes, Lecanorales, Ramalinaceae. The record is from RefSeq and is a predicted model, not a curated record. The transcript has a single exon.